Neurospora tetrasperma FGSC 2508 is the source of this 4215-nucleotide messenger RNA. RefSeq lists its product as uncharacterized. NCBI's taxonomy places the organism in Eukaryota, Fungi, Ascomycota, Sordariomycetes, Sordariales, Sordariaceae. The transcript has a single exon. Bases 1 to 4011 code for a protein of 1336 amino acids. The record is from RefSeq and is a predicted model, not a curated record.
AUGGUUGCCUCGAACCUCUGCCGCGUGGUGGCGACUGCAUGCGCACGACGACCAGCAUCAUGGGUCACAUUCAAGUCGGCCGUCAUCGUCCGCCAUCCUCUUCAUCAAAUCCGCACUCACCCUCACCACCGCCAGUUCUUCCGCCCAACCACGGCUUCCUCUGCUCCACAGCCGGCCGCGACGGACUCGGAACAAGCAGACCGUCUGGCCCGUCAAGCUCCGUCCUGCUUGCCACCCCAAACUCCAGAGGACGACAUGGAAAUCAUGUCUCUUUCUAGACGCCUCACAUACACCGGCUUAAAAAAUUUGAAGGUUAGGGCGAAAAAGUGGCGAUUUCUCCGAAAGGCUACAAGGGACGCUCUGAGGUGCCUCACUGAUACCAACAAGUCUCAAAAAGAUCGUCAAAAGGCGAUCCAAGCCCUGGCCCGCUCGUACGUUAUGAUAUCUUGCUUCCACGUACAAAUCAAGGACCAGACAAUCGACUACAGAAGCUUUGCAGUUUGUCGUAGCGCCGUCGUGGACGUUACCGAAUCUGCAGUACGGGCCCGGGAAGCCCUGGAGGAGGCCCAGGUCAAAUUAGAUAAGGCGCAAAGGGAGCUAGACCUUGCACAGGCUGAAGCCGCGGAUGCCCAGGAUGUAGAACUCAAAGCCGAGCACGUCAGAAACCUUGAAGCCGCGCUUUUGGCGCGAAAAAAAGAGUUUCGCGAGGCCGACGAGGCAGUUCUAGUGUCAUCAGGCAUCUUCCUCAACACACCAUCUCCAGAGCAGCGCAACCAAGCGGAAAUCAAGGGGAAGGACUAUGAGUGGAUGCUUGGUGCCCUUGAUGAGAUACAAACGUAUCGCGAAAUGGUAUUCAUGAAAGCUAAGCAACUCUUCGCCGCCUCGAUCGCUGCAGACAAACGCAAACGAUCAAGCAAAGCAGAAACAGAAAUGGAAGCGACGCCAGUCGAGCAGUCAGGAAACAAAGAGAUAGAGCAACCGAUAGAGAAGGAGGACGAGGCAGGGCAGGACGUUGAUAUGGAAAGCAUCAGAGAGCAACCUGCACCCAUCGAAGAGUAUAAGGAAAAGCCCGAGCGCGUUCAAAACCUCGAAUCGUCUAAGCCCUACCACCGCCCGACCAUCAGACUCAAUGAGGCGACCGCCAAAACAAAGCCCAUCCAGCUCAAGGAUUCCCUGGCCGACCACUACCCCAUGAUCGCCUUCCCCUUCAAAGUAACCACAACCGUCAUGUUGACGCUCCACAAGCUGUUCGAGGAGUGUUGCUACCAAUUUGCCCUCGUACACAUCCCCCAUCACCUGGUCGAGCAAAAUUGGGACUGCCCCGAAGCCGUCGAGUUGAGCACGUGGCACAAGAUCUUCAGCGAGCUGCUCCAGACCGAUGCCGACCAUGUCUUCGCCUUCGACACGGGCUCCACGUUUGAAACGGCUGUGCCCGCGCGCCGCCGCGUCAUCUACGUGAACAACCACCUUUUCACCCUCAAAGACAUCCGCAACCAGGCAGUCCAUCCUAGGCCCCUCAACCCCAUGGCGCUGCCCAAAAUACUCCGCCGCGCCGCCGAGCUCGCUCGCCUGUUCCGCGACCGCCGCCUUCAGCAGGACAUCGAGCGGCUCUCCUCCGAGAUCAACCGCAUCUUGACGGCCGUGAAGACCCGCCGGGCCGAAAGCCUCAAGAAAGGCCGUACGUAUGAACUGUACCGCCAGAUCGUGGCUGACAAGGCCGCCAUCCAACGUGUCCGGAAUCUACUGGCCGACCGACAGGUCUCGGCCUCCUCCCAGGAGCACUGGGCCGCGUGCAUCAUGUUCGAGAAGGACAUAGAAAGCCUGUUGGAGGCGUUAUCGGUUGCUAUUCAGGCAGACGAGGAGGCCAGGCUCGAGGCCGAACUCCCGCCGCUCGUCGAGGUGGCAGAAAAGAUGGCCGCGGAGGUGGAAAAGAGGAACGCGGAGAUGCAGCUAAGGCUGGAGGCGGUGCGCGAGUCGAGAGCGGACAUGGUGCUGGGGAAGAUGCAGUUUUUGUUGAGCAAGCAUGCGUGGAGAAUGAAGACCGACAGGUUUCCGUUUAUGAAUCUGUCGGAACGGAAGAGGGAGCUUGGUGGCGUGGGUUCGCCUCUUCCAUCGGCUGAUGAGCAGGGAGGGCCACAGGAAAAGCUUGAACCGUAUGAGCGUCAGCGGCAUGGCGAGCAACCGGACGAGAAAACCGGUUUUGGACCACCUGGUUUGACCAAAUCGUCCUACGCGUACAGAUCCAUCAUCAGGAACGCCUUGACUCAGGAUUUACGAAGAGAGGAGCGCGAACUCGAACGCGAGCAGGCCAACGCCGAUGUUGAUGCGCACGCCAAUGCCACGAGCAUGUCUGCCGAGGAGGAACGAUUUAGGCCAGAAUCUACACCCUCUCUACCAGAGGAAGGAGAGUGGUAUGACGAGGCUAUGAGCGAGUCCGAAAGCGGUGACUGGGGCCCAGACGGCUACCACAUGACUACCAGCGGGUUCUUCGAAAUGUUGGAGAAGAAGAAAAAGCUACCCUUGGAAGAUUUCAAGCAGCGGGCGAUGAAGGAGAUGGCGGCUGCGGCGGUGAAGGCGACAAAGGCGGAGCAGGAAGGGGAAAAGGUGGAGCAAGUUGACGCCGAAGAAAGCCCUCGCACGACAGCAGCUGAUGAUGAGACCAUGUUCAACAAUUUAAUGGAUGAAUACGACGCUCUGCGCAAGGAAGGUCUCAUGAAUCUCAUGAAGAAGGACAUGAAGCGGAGAAUCGCAUUCGAGAAGAAGUGCGCUAGGCAGAGAAUGACAAUUGAUAGCGAGUUGAAACCGUUAAAGGAUGAGAGAGUCAGGAUAGUGAAGGAGAUGAAAGUGUUAUGGGAGAAAAACGGAAGGCUGGAGAUGGAGAAGGAGAAAGCGAAAGGGGCGGAACAUCAACUGGUGGGAAAAAACGAGGAGGUGGACGAAAACAAAAACGAACUCGAACCCAUCGCCGCCGCCGCCGCCGCCGCCGCCGAUAACGUCGUCGACAAUGAAGCUGCGCUCAGCAUUGGGAUAAAGGCACUGGCCGAGUUGGCUAUAAAGAAGAAAGAAAACGCGGCAAAGAUCGAAAUCCUCACAGUGAGAAGGCAAAGGAUAGCAAAGAUCUUGAAAAAGCUGAGAAGACUCAACCCGGCUCGGUCCGUCACCUUUGUCAAGAUCGGCCACACAGAAGAAGCUGCCACCGAUGACCCGUCCAGUCACGUCGAGAUUACCGACGUUGAAGUCGAUACCAACAUGGAGCUCACCGAGGCCGAGGCCGAGGGCUGGAGGUCCAGUAUUGAGGAGGCCGUUGACGCUGACAUCAAGGGUGCUUCUUCCUUUAAUCCUAAGGAGGCAGCUAUGAAGUCGUUUCUCACCAUGGAGGAGGCACUUGAGGAGGCUAUGCCCGAGGUCACCACUGCUCCCGAGGUUUCUGAUGAGGUUACUCCUGCCGGAGAGGCCGCUGCCGGAGAGGUCGCUACACCUGAGACCUCCGUCGAACCUUGCGACACCGAGACCUCCUCCUCCACUGCUGCGUUAGCCGACUCUGAGACUGUCGCCAUCCAAGAGGAUAGUACGGAAGAGACGGCCAUGUCAUCGGACCUCGUCAAUGGUACCGCUGAUCAGAACGAUGUGCUUGAAAGCACACCCGUUCAAGAUGCUCCCGAGGAAGAGGCAACCACUCAGGAGAUGCAUUCAGAUGAGAAGACCCCAUCACUGUUCGUUCCGACGCCGAGACCCCCGCGGGGGAGGGCUCUGACGAAUCUUGCUCUUUACGUCUCCCGAAGGACGCAGCCAGUUGUGGAUACGAGGGAGGAUAUGGAUGAGGAUCUAAAGGAGGGUUUGAAGGAGGAAGUGAAGGACGAGUUGAAGUACGAGCUCAAAGACGAGCUAAAAGACGAGCUGAACGAGGAUGCGAAGGAGGGUUUCAAGGAGGAUGUGGUUGAGGGAGUGAAGGACGAGUUGAAGGGGGAGCCGAAGGACGAGCCGAAAGACGAACUGAAGGACAAGCUGUAGGAGGAUUGGAACCCCGCAGCUGAGACUAAGGAUGUGAAAAGCGAGGAGGAGACGGCGUCACAGGCUAGAGAAAAAUAGUCUUCUUAAUGAAGUGAAUAGAAGAAGGGGACGAAUACGGGCUACAUUGGUCGAUGGGGGUUAUGUAUAAAAUGUGUACAAUAUGUUUUCAUUUUAUUGUAUUCUAUUUAAGUCCAAUAUCUUCAC